CUCCAUCCACAGUUCUUAUCUUGGGCUGCACGUUGCUUGUCGGUGAUUAUUAACAAACAGCAUUGUCUACGAAUAAGUCAAAGGACAAAACUGUUUACACGCGACUGCAGGGGGAGAGGGAGGAGGUGGUAAGUGCUUAGUAUAUAAAGGGCAGAAGGUGCACAUGUGGAGCCACUGACAGAACCGUGCAAGUGGAAUGCUGUUGCACUCCUUUGUGAACGUACCUUGUAGGCGAACGUACGCAGUUGGCACCGUGUCACUGUUUGCUGGCUUUUUGGAGCCUUUUCAUUAAAAAGGGAAUAUUCCAUUUUGUGAACAAGAUUAUUCUAACUGUACUUAAGAAAUAUCAAAAAAUGGAUAUUAGAAUACUUUGCUCCAUGUUGUCAAUGGUGUACUCUGGAAUUUUACAUGCAGUCUCAUCCGCUCCUAUGGAAGAGGAUACAGCGGCUUCCACCACAACCACCACGGUGCCAGUGCGCCACAUCAGGAACAAGCGAUGCUCCUGCGCAACGUUCCUGGACAAGGAGUGCGUUUACUUCUGUCACCUGGACAUCAUAUGGGUCAACACGCCUGAGCGCGUGGUUUCCUACGGUCUGGGCAACGCUUCUAGAAAGAAGCGCGCCAUCAAGGAUCCCGCCAUCUCCAAGCAGGACCCUCGCUGCAAGUGCGUCCAUGAAGAUGACAGCACAUGUACCAACUUCUGUCAGCUUGAAAUUUACCUGAGAUACGCUGCAGCAGCAGCAGCAGCAGUAACGCCAGACACAGCGAUCCACCCCGCCGUGGGCGCUGACUGUGCUGAGAGGCAUCAGUGCAAACACAAGUUGGCAGCCAAGACGAGUAGGAUUAAAAGGGUGAAAUACAGAGACCAAAAAGCAGUGGGCCCCUCAGCUCUUGGUGCCACAGUCAAAGCUCGCUUGCUGCUGGAGAAAUGGAUGGUGGGACAACAACACAGGGCACGAGAAGAGAGAUGAGAUGUCCACAUACUCUGUCUCACACACAGAGGGCAGAGAUUCAUCUAUCUCUCUCGAUCCACCUGUCAUUGGGGACUCAUAUGAUUUGGUCCCUCGAGAUGCAUUGGAUACUCCACAGGAAGCCUGAUACUGGACCCCAUGUUGGCUCAGUCACGGUGUGGGUCAUUAAAAGGGGUGAAUGGCAGUGAUGGUGGGUGCAGUGUCAUAACGUCUCCACUGGACUUGUCCUUCUUCAUCAGAGAGAUGUAGAUGGUUGGAGACACAUGCAGGAGAAAUGCAAUGAACUUGAGUCAACCUUAUUGACACCACAUCCUAAAGACAAAGACGGACACUCGAUGGUCCUCCUGUGUACUGUUGACACACCUUUGGACUUCAGCAGCAACCCUCAAAGAGAACUUUCAUAGCUAAUAAAUUGAAUGGCUGAAACUUUACUCUAUGCAUGCCUCUGAUUAUCACUGGGUUUGAGGGACAGCUACACAACAGCAUCAGAAGCACUGUUGCUGCUACAGUGUAUCCUGUCCAAAGUUCUUGUGUCUGCUCUCUCAAGAAAACAUUGGAUUCAUAGAAGAUCACAAUCUCAUAGACUUAUUGAAUUGACUCUAUGACCUGGCAUAAGAAACACAACUGAUUGAUUUCAGGCGUUAUCACAGUUUGUCUAAGUUUCACUACUUUUGACAACAGACCUUUCCAAAUGAUCUUAUGGUUAUCCAUUAGAACGUUAGCGUUUUCUGAUUAUAUUUGGUUCUAUUUAUUGGCGUCUGAGAUUUCUCUAUACACAUUGUAUAAUAAUUAAUGCACAUUGUUCUGUCCCUAUGUUUUAUUUAUUCAAUUUAUUUAUAGCCAUAUUGGCCCCAUCCAUGUGAUAAUUGUAUGUCAUUUCUGUGAAAUGCUUUUGUCGCCAAGAUACAUUUGGCAAAACUUAGGGAAAUAAAUUGUCACACUUAUU
This is a messenger RNA of Salvelinus fontinalis (brook trout), 1917 nucleotides long. It is a transcript of the gene edn1, whose product is annotated as endothelin 1. Gene Ontology annotation, molecular function: hormone activity; endothelin B receptor binding; endothelin A receptor binding. The record is from RefSeq and is a predicted model, not a curated record. The transcript has 5 exons. Bases 354 to 971 code for a protein of 205 amino acids. Gene Ontology annotation, cellular component: extracellular region. Gene Ontology annotation, biological process: regulation of vasoconstriction; vein smooth muscle contraction; regulation of systemic arterial blood pressure by endothelin. NCBI's taxonomy places the organism in Eukaryota, Metazoa, Chordata, Actinopteri, Salmoniformes, Salmonidae.